AUGACAGAGAGGGGAGAGUCUUGGUACUUAUCAGUACACAGAGUGUGUAAAAGGAGGGAGGGAGAGAAGCAGAGCUGCUGUGUGUGUGUCUCUAUGUAGACUUGGUUUUUCAAAUAUUAAAUCUCCCAGGAACUGAUUCCUUGUCAGACGGGAGAUCAGCAAGCUAGCAGCUGCAAGAGAGGAGAGCCAUCAUUACUGGUGUGGAAGGAGAGGCUAUAACAAGUGAGCAGUAGUCAGACACUAUGAAGAUCAAAUGAUGUAUCAUGUCAACAGACAAAGGAUGUGGAAAAUGGGAAGGUAUUGAGAGUGGACAUUUGUGUUGUUGAACUCAGUGGAUGGGGAAGAAGAUUUGGUCAAAAACACACUUUUGCAUUCAGCAUGUUCUCUGAUGAUGAAAUGAAAACUUGGGCUUGCCUUUAAAGAAUAUGUGGUAGAAAUCACACCAAAGCCUUCUGGAAUUAUUGGUCUCAUGCAGAAAAAUAUGCUGAAUCCGCCUCUGGAGAAUAAAGGUUUCCAAUACAAAUGCUGAUUUCCAAAUACUUUGUGAACGAAGGUCCAUGUUCAGUUACCUAAAGAAAUGGAAUGCUAACCACCUUCUACAUUUGAAGUUUCAUUGGGCCACAUUCCCAGAAGUCAAAGACUUGAUAAUUUUAAAAACUUGGUGAGCAUAUUAGUUUACCAGCAUAUUGUAGCAAAAACCUUCAUAAGAUUGAUUGCACUUUAGGAAAACCAUUGUAAUUUUUCAUCUCUGACUCUCUUGGCCCUUUCCCCGGUUGAAUGAGUUGACGUGUGCAGUGGAAAAUUUGGACUCCUCUCUUUUUUAUAAGAUCUCUCUGAAUAUCUGAAAGUCUUUUCCUUUGUAACAAUGGACUCAGAGCCAGGAAACUCACAGAUUUUCAUGGAUAACAAUAAGCUGUGUUCUUUCAAACCACCUUUGUGAACUAAAGGUUCUGCUCCACUGUGCAAAUUUUAUUAUAGGGGCAAAGCAGGAGUUGACUUCAUCAUGGCGGAGAAGUGUGAUUAUAUUGCCAGCAUGUAUGGUUAUGACCUCGGUUGCCGUUUUAUCGACUUCAGACCCCUGGGCUUUGGUGUGAAUGGCCUCGUCCUGUCGGCAGUUGACAGCAAAAGCUGCCGCAAGGUGGCUGUGAAGAAGAUCACCAUCAAUGAUGCGCAGAGCAUGAAGCAUGCCUUCCGGGAGAUCAAGAUAAUCCGUCGACUGGACCACGACAACAUUGUGAAGGUCUAUGAGGUUUUGGGGCCUAAAGGAACAGACCUUCAAGGAGACUUAUUCAAAUUCAACAUGGUGUACGUCGUGCAGGAAUAUAUGGAAACAGAUCUGGCUCGAUUGUUGGAGCAAGGACCGCUCUCUGAGGAACAUGCCAAACUCUUUAUGUAUCAGUUGCUUAGGGGCCUGAAGUACAUCCACUCAGCCAAUGUGUUGCACCGGGAUUUAAAGCCUGCCAACAUCUUCAUCAACACCGAGGACUUGGUAUUAAAGAUUGGUGACUUUGGAUUGGCAAGGGUUGUGGACCAACAUUACUCGCACAAGGGCUACCUGUCGGAAGGCUUGGUCACGAAAUGGUAUCGAUCUCCCCGCUUGCUCCUCUCGCCUAACAACUACACCAAAGCAAUUGACAUGUGGGCAGCUGGUUGCAUUCUAGCGGAGAUGCUCACAGGAAAGAUGCUCUUUGCAGGAAGCCACGAGCUGGAACAGAUGCAGCUCAUUUUGGAGACAAUCCCCGUUUUCCGUGAAGAGGACAAGGAGGAGCUGCUCAAGGUAAUGCCCACGCUCAUCAACAGCACCUGGGCAGUGAAAAAGCCAUUACGGAAGCGUCUUCCCGAAGUCAACAGCAAAGCCAUUGAUUUUCUGGAGAAGAUAUUGACAUUCAAUCCCAUGGACCGACUGACUGCAGAAAUGGGUCUGCAACAUCCUUAUAUGAAUCCAUAUUACUGUCCCGAGGAUGAACCUGUUUCUCAGCAUCCUUUCCGGAUUGAAGAUGAGAUAGAUGAUAUUUUGCUGAUGGAAGCGAACCAAAGCCAGAUGUCCAACUGGGACAGGUAUCACGUCAGCUUGUCCUCAGAUUUGGAAUGGCGGCACGAGAAGUGUCAAGAUUUGGAUGAGGUGCAACGGGACCCCCGGGCAGGAUCGGAAUCUAUCGCCGAGGAAGCUCAAAUUGAUCCACGGAAAUAUUCCCAGAGCAGCUCGGAGAGAUUCCUGGAGCAAUCGCAUUCUUCAAUGGAUCGAGCAUUCGAAGGGGAUUGUGGGCGGUCAUGUGAUUAUAAAGUGGGGUCUCCUUCCUACUUAGACAAGUUGCUCUGGAGGGACAACAAGCUCCACCAUUACUCAGAGCCGAAGCUCAUCUUGGACUUGUCUCAUUGGAAAAGAGCAUCCAUUGCACCCACGGCAGAGUUGGCGUUGGAAGAGGAGCCAUCCAACCUUUUCCUAGAGAUAGCCCAGUGGGUGACAAGCACCCAGACGGGGCUGGAGUGCCCCAAUCCCCUUCCAGAGAUCCAAGAACGGAGCCUGCCAUCUUCUCCCCGCCACCUCCACAAAGAGUCUAAGGAGGUUGACAGCAAAAGUGAUCCUCAGUUUGACUUGGAUGUCUUCAUAUCCAGGGCAUUAAAACUUUGCACGAAGCCUGAGGAUCUGCCAGAAAACAAGCUCAAAGACAUCAACGGCGCAUGUAUAGCAGAACACCCUAGUGAGAUUGUACAGACAGAGGUAUAUCAUAAAGAGAGGUGGUGAAAAGAACCAGACUUCUGGUAUUUGUGGCUAAUCUCCUGACAAAUGCUUCUGGUUACACAUCAAUUUACCCAAUGCUGAAUAUCAAGCAAGGUUUGAUCUCAUGCAAGCCAUGUCAACUCCUUAUUCAAUAUUGUGGAAAUGCCUUUAUGUUAAGGGCGAGCAGAAGCUGAGGUUCCCUUUCAAUGCCUUGGGAGUAAACUUAAAAGGAAUCGAGAGGUGUGGGUGAAAUGUUGGGGAUUCUUAUGCUGCCUUAACAAUCAUGCCUUGUAGCUUCUGGGACAUGUUUUGAACUUCCGUGUCUGCUACAGAAAAUUCCUGGACACACAGAAUGAUAAAGCGGCUCAGUUUACAAGGAAGAGUCAUGAUGCUUGAGGGAAUCCCCUUUAGAAAACUAAACACUCUUGCCAUGAUUCAUAGCAUUUGUAUGGAGCUUUUCCUGAAAGCCCAAAGCAUUUGACACAGGGGUUCUCAAAACUGGGUCUCCAGAUGUUGUUGGACUACAAAUCCCAUCAUCCCCAUACACAAUGGCGAAAGGCUAUUGUGACUGGGGAUGAUGAGAGUUGUAGUCCAACUGUAGCAGAAAUCCCCCAGGUUCUCAUAGACAGAGACUGGCACCAACAGUUUGAGAGAAAGCAGAUUUAUUGCUAGCAAUUUGAUCUCAGUGGAAAUAAAUUCCAAAGCCUGAGACCCCGUUUACAUUGUGUCUUCGCCUUUUAAACACACAGCAAUUUACAUAUUGUGGGUACAAUUCUCAUUAGUAAGCAUCGUCAUCUUACAAUUAUACCAAUCAGACAAUUUCCCAUACUAAGCUAUAACUAAGCAUUUCACCCCCUCCUUCUUUCUGCAUACUGCUAAAAACUAUUUCACUCCCCUUCCAGAUGUGGCCUUGAAAGUACUGGCCAGCCAACACUUUGUUAUCUACAGAUAUCAAAGGGGCCCCUUUGCCUGCAUUCCAGCAGGUCAACAAGAAUAAUUGUGCUUUUAGCAAGUUGCAAUUAGAGCAGAUUGCAGACCCUUUUAACCAUUUCUUGACCACCACAGACCUGAGUCUGCCUCACAACAACAUCUGGAGAUCCAACUUUGAGAACCUCUGAUUGAAGGUCUGUUUUUUCCAGUCAUUCUUAUGUCAUUCAUGCCAGUAUUACUAUCCCUGUAUUACAGACUGGGGGCUGAGGCAGAGAGGUCCCAGUUUGGCCUUCCCGUCAGUUCAUGGCUGAGCUGAGAGUUGAACUGGGGACUCCGCAGUUACUAAUCAGGCUCGUGACAGCCAUGCUACACCAGUUCUCUACCCAAAGCUUUACAGGUGGAAAAUACAUUGAAUUUGGGGGAUGUGAAGGGCCAUGAUACAGCCACCUUGCUGAAACCAAGCAAGUCUGUAGCUCUGUCCAGCCAUUAUGUUCAACGUAUGUACAAUCUGUAUAUAAUGUACGGACACACAAAUUUGUACACAGGUACAGUUAUUCACACAUUAUGCACAUACAGCAAUACUCUUCCUCUCUGCUCUGCAUUUGAGGGGGACUGUCCUUUUAGAGUGGAAUGUGGAAACAUAUACAGCAGUUCACACAAAAAUGUGUACAUGUGUACAGUACUUAAUGUCUGAAUAGGGCUUGAGUCUGGUCAGUGCAAGGAUGGGAGACCACCUGGGAAGCCCAUGUAAGCCACCUUGAGUUCUGUGAUGGAAGAAAAGUGGGUAAUGGUAUAAAGGUCUCAUUCCCCAAAUAAGUGUGACUUGCUCAUCUGGUCCAUAGAGCUGUUGCAUCAGUAGCAGAGGCAUUAUCCGGAUAACUUGGGCCCCCCACCCUUCCUAAUGUAAUAAAGGGGUUCUGAUAGUAACUGUACUUAAGGUCAGGAUUCCUCCUUCCUGAGCAGGGCUCUGGAAUGGGUUGCCAUGUGCUCACAGGUAAGCAUUGCACUGCUGUGUCCAUGCUUCCGGUUAGUCUCAUUGGUAUCUCCAUUCCUGGGAUUCCAGUGAUGGCCAUGCGGGUUGGGCUGGGGGUCAAGAACAGAAGGGAUGGGUCCAGUUUGUGCAAAGGUUCCCUGCAUUUAUUUAUUUAAAAGACUUCUGUCCCACCAUUCUUCAAAAAAGAAUUCAUGGAGGCUUACAGCAAAAUUAAAAAUAAUAAUAAUAAUAAAACAAAACACAAUCACCUCUACGUUUAAAAAAAUACAAGAUAAAAGGCAAUAAUUAAAACAGGGCUUUCAAAGAGAAAUAUGUAUAUUGGUAGGGGGAGACCUGCUGGAAUAAAUAAAAAGUGUUCAAAAAAUUUUUUAAACUAAAUAGGGGGGAGGUGAGCCUAAGAUAGGAACAGGGGCAUAGCUAUAAUUUGGCGAAUGGGUUCAAAGAACCCGAGCCGUGCCCAAUCAGGAGCCGCCAUUAGCGGCCCUGACACGCCCCCCGCGUCUGACGUCAGAUGCGGGGGCGGGAGUUUAGCUCC
Hemicordylus capensis (graceful crag lizard) is the source of this 5181-nucleotide messenger RNA. It is a transcript of the gene MAPK4, whose product is annotated as mitogen-activated protein kinase 4. The transcript is spliced from 6 exons. The record is from RefSeq and is a predicted model, not a curated record. Gene Ontology annotation, cellular component: nucleus; cytoplasm. Gene Ontology annotation, biological process: cell surface receptor signaling pathway; protein phosphorylation; intracellular signal transduction. Gene Ontology annotation, molecular function: ATP binding; MAP kinase activity. Lineage: Eukaryota; Metazoa; Chordata; Lepidosauria; Squamata; Cordylidae. Bases 1004 to 2746 code for a protein of 580 amino acids.